Messenger RNA from Effrenium voratum, 2091 nucleotides. The record is from the annotation of a GenBank genome assembly. Lineage: Eukaryota; Dinophyceae; Suessiales; Symbiodiniaceae.
AUGCUUGCGGAGGUGCAAGACCCAACUGCCUAUAGCAGCUGGGAGUUGCCAUGCUCUGACUUGCGCGGUGCCAGCGAUGCAGAUCUGGACUUGCACAAGCUCCGCGAAACAUGCCAAGGAUCUGAUGGGCUUUGGGACUUGCGGGCUGCGCGCCUGCCUGGGGGUGUGGUGCGGCUUAUGGCGCGCGUCGAGCUCAUAGCGUUGGAUGCCGGCAGCGUGCUGCAGCUGGCCAAGUAUCUUGAUGCGUUGUACGAGGGCAGCCUCCCUGCAGAGGGGCUGCCAAAGGAUGUGUUCAGCGAGGCAAUGCAGCUCGCCGUCAAGACCCCUCCGUUGACGGACUCAUGGAAGCGGCGGGCUCAAGCUUUGCCUGGCCCCCCAGCAGUGCCGAGGAUCCACAUGCCCAAGGAAGUGGACAUCAGGAGAAUCUGGGGAGCGUUAAGUUCAGACACCUGGCAGGCCUUCCUGGCCCUUUGCAGGCAGCAUGGCUUGACGCCCAGUGCAGCGCUCACAUGCUGUUUCCAAGAUGUUCUCCGAUGCCAUACAGGGCACAGCAAGGACUUUACCUUGAACAUGACCCUGACAAAGAGGUUCGAGCUGGCUGCAGAGCUUGGUGCUACGGGCUUGGUGGGUGACUUCACCAACUGCCACUUGAUUGCCUGUCGCCCUGGGCCAACUUUCUUGCAUCGUGCUCUAGACUUGCAGGAGCAGGUUGCAACAGCUAUCAGCGAGCCGUGCUGUGGCAUUGAGCUACAACAAGAGGUGCGACGCUGUCAUGGUGAUGGCACAAUGCUCUUUGACGUGGUCGUGACUUCCUUGCUGGCAUAUGGACCGUGGAAGCCUGAAUCCCUGCCUCACCUGGGCGUGAAGUAUGCUGUCACGCAGACCCCGCAGGUGUCCUUGGACUUCCAGUUCAUGGAGCAGUUGGACAACGUGCUUCUCUUGUCCAUGGAUGUGGCAGCGCAUGUUGUCCCCCUCAAAUGGGCGCAAACCGUUAUGCAGGAAUUGGAGACUCAUUUGGCACAAGCUGUUUGCAGCAGCUUCCUCGGCCAGAUAUUGCCUCAGGAUCCCCGCAGGCCCCAUGCAUCCUUUGAGGCGAAGGAAGCAGCUGGUGGUAGGCUGGAGACCUCAGUGCUCAAGACAAUCCACAAGCAUGGCCUACGCAAUGCUGUGGUGGAGGCCGCGAGUGGAAAAUAUUUGAGAUACAACGACAUGGGGCACUUAGUUGCGUACUUUGCGCAGGAGCUGAGAAAGCAACCCUUGGAAAAGGAGCUUUCGGCAGUGGUGAUGCAGAAGGGAUGGGAACAGGUCUUGGCAAUCUUGCUGGCUGGCGGUGCAUAUGUGCCAGUGAACGCCUCCAACCCUGACAGCUAUGUGAAGGACAUUGUUGAGGAGAGCGGGGCGAGAUGCAUUAUGACUCAGCCCUUUCUGCGACGCCGGGCUUGUGAAUGGGCAGGUGCCCAUGUUGCCAUUCUCGAGGUCAAGGAGCACUUCUCAGCGCUGGAGCCUUGUUGCACGUUUCAGGAUUGCAAUGACCUGGCCUACGUAAUUUACACCUCGGGGUCCACUGGAAAGCCAAAAGGGGUUGCAAUCCAGCACAAGGCUGCCCUGAACACCUGCAAGGAGGUCAACGCCCUGCUGCAGCUGAGCAAAGAAGAUGUUUGCUUCGGGUUGGCUUCCCUAAGCUUUGAUCUAUCUGUUUGGGACAUCUUCGGGACUUUGUCUGCUGGUGCUGCACUGGUCCUGUGCGGAGCAGAUGACACUGAGAAUCCUCACAGCUGGAAGAAAGCCUUGGAGGAGCACAGCGUGACUAUUUGGAACUCGGUUCCCAUGGCUUUCCAGCUCCUUACUCAUUAUCAGGGUGGCGGCGCUUUGCACUUCCCUCGCGCUGCCUUGCUUAGUGGGGACUGGAUCCCAGUGAAGCUUUGCAGAGAGAACUGGCAACGCUGCCGGCUAAUUUGCUUGGGCGGCGCCACCGAAGCUUCGAUUUGGUCAAACUUCCACGAGGUCUUGACAGCUCCAGAGGAGGACCAGGUCUCCAUUCCCUACGGGCGUGCGCUCCACAACCAGAGAAGAACCUCGGGAGAUGCCUGA